Messenger RNA from Didymodactylos carnosus, 1214 nucleotides. NCBI's taxonomy places the organism in Eukaryota, Metazoa, Rotifera, Eurotatoria, Philodinida, Philodinidae. The record is from the annotation of a GenBank genome assembly.
UCCUCCACAAAGCAGGAAUUGUCCUGGAUAUUCGAGAUGGAAGAUUAUGGCGAAAAUCUAGGCCAACUGAAAAAUAUCUUCUAUCCACGGAAUUAUAUCAAGCUGGUCGUCUAGAUGUUCCUGUUUAUGCGGCUGAGAAAAGAAUCAUUCCUCCAUAUCAUGAGACCUAUCUAGCUGCUACAGUCCCAUCAAGUUUCGAUCCAGAUCCGUGGGAAGCUACCACCACCUCCAUUCCAAGUAGAAUAUCCACCGCAAAUUGUUUAGUGGUCGUUAAAAAUAAUUCUACAGCUUUACAAAUAGCAAAUCUGACGCCACGAAGACAAGUUAUCCAUAAAGGGCAAAUAUUAGCUUAUCUAGAACCAUUAGCAGGCCAAUGGAUCACACCUUCAACCGGAAUUCUUCGGCCACAAUCACAACAUCAUACAAUCCAUAGUCACAACAACAAUAUGUAUGAUGACGAAAAUAAUGAUCAAUGUAGCGUCACCAACGCUGAAGAUAUUCAUCAACAUCAUAAUAAUAAUGCAAUCAUUAAUUAUCAAAGUAUUAAUAAAAAUUCAUUAAUUAAUGAUAAUUAUUCGAUGAAGCAUCCAAAUCCAACAACAUUUCAUGGACCAAUAUCAUUAGCAUCUGAUCCAACGUUAGAACUGGAACCGCUGAUGCCAGUCAUAAACAAAGAAGGAUUAACUCAUGUAGGGACACAUAUUGACACAUAUAUUGACUCACACAAUUCGAUGAGAGAAGUUGAAGAAGAAGGUGGACAAGAAACCGAACAUGAAAAAGAAGAAAAAUACACGUAUGUUGUAGUUAAGGAAAAUAAGGAAUCUUAUAAUGUAUCUGCUCCUUCUUCGUCUCAAGCGCCGGAAAGCGAGGAGUUUCGGGCUCAGCUUUUGAGAGACUUGGAUCUCUCCAGUGCUUCUUUAAGUGAUGUAGAGGAAAAACUUUUGAGUGAUUUAGUUCUCAAGUACGCCGAUCUAUUCACUUCAAAACCUGGACGUACUAACAUCAUUAAGCAUCAUAUUGAUGUUGGUGACGCUAAACCAAUUAAACAGCAACCUUAUCGUGCUCUGCCUCCACGCAGAAAUUAUAUCACUCAAGAGCGGAUUCAAAUGCAAGAGCAAAACAUAAUUGAACCCGCUACUGGACCUUGGGCAGCUCCAGUUACAUUGCAGCCGAAGCGAGACGGAACAAUGCGGCGCUCGUUAGGCCCUUUCUAA